Molecule: messenger RNA, 3369 nt
Organism: Sinocyclocheilus rhinocerous
Lineage: Eukaryota; Metazoa; Chordata; Actinopteri; Cypriniformes; Cyprinidae
Product: kelch-like protein 9
Exons: 8
Coding region: 1136-3199 (687 amino acids)
Biological process (GO): regulation of cytokinesis; protein ubiquitination
Cellular component (GO): Cul3-RING ubiquitin ligase complex
Molecular function (GO): ubiquitin-protein transferase activity; cullin family protein binding
Source: RefSeq, a predicted model, not a curated record
UUUAGUCAUUUCUACUUUACCACUGACAGCAGAGCACCGCAAAGAUCCACUUUAUCCACUAUUAAUACUAAAUCUAUUCAAGAAACUACUCUUUUUUUAAAUCACAUUUAGCAAGAAUGACAUAUUUAAAAAUGUUCAUAGUGUAUGGAUGGUUUUAAUACAGUAUUUGUAUUUCAGUAAUCAUUAUUUACAGCACUGCAUAAAUUCCACGCUGUUUUGACUGAGAGUGAAUUAUUUUAGAACCUGAUGAAUCUCCACUCAGUAAUUAUCAAAUUUAUUUAUAUAGCACUUUUUAUAAUACAAAUUUUAAGUCAGUAAUGCACGAAGACAACAAAGAAUUUCAUUCAAGACAGUGGUUUUGAAGGUGUCUCAUGUAGCUGGCAACAAACUAAUGUGCAAUAAGAAAAGUUUCAGAUUUUGGAGCAAAGUGAGGUCAGUAUGGAACAAAUAUUGAACAUUAAAAUAUCCAAUACGAGAUUCUCAGAAGUAAAAAAAGGUGUGUGUUAAAUCAGUAUUUAUCUGACAAUUAAUUGCUACACUUUUUCUGUUGACUUCCUACUUUUUGUACGAAGUUAACUCGAUUUUUCACUCAAAAAAUAAACACAUGGUACAAAUUUAUGCAUUUAUCUCAUAUUUAAGUGCAUAUUGAUUCUUUCACUCUGCCCUUUACAUAAAGAUUGUUUGUUUUACAGUAAAUAAUCAGUACUGCUAGUGCAGCACAUAAAAAAUGCAAAUCUGCUAUUAGGCUUCCUCUUUUAACACCGGCUAUGGGUUCACCUCAUGCGUAUCAAACACAACAUCAGAGUGCAAAUGCAGCUAAGGGAAGAGCAAAGGCUUGAACUGAAGCCUAUUAUAAGUAACAUGUCAAAAGGAGGAAGAUAGAACGUUUUGAAACAACAUGUAAGGGUGUGUGUGUGUGUGUGUGUGUGUGUGCGAGAAAGAGAGAGAGAAGUGACACAGGAAGUCAAUGAGGUUGUGGUAAACAGACUCUACAUACCCAUUUGUGUCGACUGAGUGUGAUCACAGUGUGAUGCUUUGUGCUAAAAUGAGAAGACACUACUGAAACCCCCAGAGAAAGCAUCACGUCUCGAAAUCCUGUAAAGAGCAAAUUUGCAAAGAAGCAGACACAAAAGACAUGGGCAACAGUGGAGAGGAAGGAAAACUGCAUCGCAGACUUUCCAGAAUAGGAAGCAGAUCGCAGAGAGAGCCGCCACGACCCCCUCCUCAAACAGACAAGCCUCCAACAGUGGCUCCUCCAAGACCAGCUGAGACUGCUCCAAAACCUCCAGAACCUGCGCCAAAACCAGUUGUAAUCCCCCCAAAACCUCCAGUGGUUCAAAAGCCCACUGCCCCUCCGAAGCCACAAAUACAAGUGUUCAACAGCACAGAGCAUGGCACUGCCAUACUCAAGGGGUUGGAUUGUUUUCGUGGUGAUGAGACACUUUGCGAUGUGACUCUGGUUCCUGGUGACAGCAGUGAAACUUUCCCAGUCCACAGGGUCAUCAUGGCUUCAGCCAGUGACUACUUCAAGGCCAUGUUCACAGGUGGCAUGAGAGAGCAGGAGCUGAAGGAGAUUAAGCUCCAUGGCGUGAGCACAGUCGGCCUGAAGAACAUCAUCGAGUUCAUCUACACAUCUCGUGUGAGCCUGGGUCUCGGUACCCUUCAGGACACACUAGAGGCGGCGAGCUUCCUCCAGGUGCUUCCCGUUCUCAGCUUCUGCAACCAGCUACUCAGCAGUGAGAUCACUAUAGAAAACUGCAUGGAAGUUGAGCGCAUUGCCAGAGAUCUUCUUCUGGAAGAUGUCCAAAGACACGUCCACACUUUUGUGUGCGAGAACUUCUCCUUGCUGGUGCAGAGCGGCCAUCUCCUGCAGUUGUCCGAGGCGAGCAUAACGUUCGCCCUCUCCAGUGACUCUCUGAAGGGUUUCUCCGAAAUGGAGCUGUACCGCAUCGCCCGCUCCUGGCUGUCCCAUAAACCUAGCGAGCGGCGUUCUGCUGUUUACUCUCUGAUGCGCCACAUCCGCUUCCCUCUGAUGUCCCCUGCUGAGCUCCUCCAGAUCUCUCAGGAGGACCAGACUGAAGAAGGAGCAGCAAGCAGAGGAAAAGAGGAACGGGAGACGUUCAUGCGAUCAGACACGGCCUGUGUCAACCUCCUCCUGGAGGCCAGCAACUAUCAGAUGCUUCCCUUCCUCCAGCCGACGCUGCAGACGGAACGGACCCGGAUUCGAUCCAAUUGCACUCACCUGGUGGUUCUGGGUGGUGUGAUGAGGCAGCAACUGGUGGUCAGCAAAGAGCUCAAGCUGUACGAUGAGGAAGACGGAGGCACUUGGAGGUCCCUCCAACCUAUGGAGGUGCCACGUUACCAGCACGGAGUGGCUCUUCUAGGGGGCUUUCUUUACAUUGUUGGAGGUCAGAGCACUUACGACACCAAGGGUAAGACAGCUGUGGACAGUGCGUACAGGUAUGAUCCUCGCUUUGACCGCUGGUUGCAGGUGGCCUCUCUGAAUGAGAAGAGGACGUUCUUCCAUCUGAGUGCUCUUAAGGGGAAGCUGUAUGCUGUUGGAGGGAGAAAUGCCACUGGGGAGAUUGAUUCGGUGGAGUGCUACAACUUGAACAAUAAUGAGUGGACUUUUGUUGCACCGAUGAGUGAACCUCACUAUGGACAUGCUGGCACAGUACAUGGAGGUCUGAUGUAUGUGUCGGGUGGUAUUACAAGAGAUGCUUUCCAGAAAGAGCUGCUAUGUUAUGACCCUGAUAGAGACGUGUGGAGCAGGCGAGCAGACAUGAUGGAGCUUCGUGGUCUUCACUGCAUGUGCACCGUGGGCGACCGCCUCUACGUCAUGGGUGGAAACCACUUCCGGGGGACAAAUGACUAUGAUGAUGUGCUAAGCUCUGAGUUCUACAGCCCUGCAACUGACCAGUGGACAGUGGUGGCUCCGAUGCCCAAGGGUCAGAGCGAUGUGGGGGUGGCCAUCUUUAAGGGCUGCAUCUACGUGGUGGGUGGUUACUCCUGGAACAGCAGGUGUAUGGUGGAUAUCGUGCAGUGUUAUGACCCUGAGAAGGAUGAGUGGGAGAAGGUCUUCAGUGUCCUGGAGCCUCUCGGAGGCAUAAGGGCCUGCACUAUGACAGUUCAUUGCCCAAGACGUUCAACAGAUGAGGCUGAAAUACAAGAGUGUCCUCUUUUAACAUCCAAAAGCUGAACAGAUGGUUUAAUAUUGUUAUUGGCCUUUAAAUGUGAGAUACUGAAGUUAGCUUCACAUUGCCAGUGAUGUGUGUUGCAAAAACAGGUUGAAUGAUUUGAUUACUGUACAUGCCACUUUAUUAAUGUCUGAGCUGGGGUGAGGGAAAAUAAUUUGCUUGUAAAAAAAAA